Salmo salar (Atlantic salmon) is the source of this 505-nucleotide messenger RNA. RefSeq names its product protein S100-A6-like. Lineage: Eukaryota; Metazoa; Chordata; Actinopteri; Salmoniformes; Salmonidae. Gene Ontology annotation, molecular function: calcium-dependent protein binding; transition metal ion binding; calcium ion binding. The record is from RefSeq and is a predicted model, not a curated record.
UAUAUAAGCUCCUUUACUUUCCACCCCGUCCGCACCUGACAGAUUCUCCUAUUCUACACACAGGAUCACCAUCAGUCUCAGACACCAUGGCACAGCCCACACCUCUGGAAGCCUCCCUGGGAGCUCUCAUCAUGACAUUCCACAAGCACGCUGGUAGUGGAGAUGCCAAGACCCUCAACAAAAAAGAGCUGCCCAACAUUGCUGGGAAGGGUGGUCCUGAAGUGGAUGACCUGAUGACGAUGCUGGACCAGGAUGCUGACGGCUCCGUGGACUUCAAGGAGUACAUUACCCUGAUUGGAUCCCUUGCCUACGCAUACAACUGUGACCUGUUCGCUGCAGCUAAUGACUGGAACAAGCUGCAACAAACACUCAAGCUGGACAGUUUCAUCUCAAUCUCUUCGUUUAAAGAGGGUCACUCUUACUGACAGUUGUGGCUGCUUUGUGUGAUGUAUUGUUGUCUCUACCUUCUUGCCCUUUGUGCUGUUGUCUGUACCCAAUAAUGUUU